UUGCCUUGUUUGAGUGUGUCAUUGUAUGUGAUCGCUCUCUCCGUACCCAUUUUGGCUCAAGCACGCCCUUGCUCAGACCUCGUUAUUCGGUCGCUUUGCAGCUACAGCCAUGGCCGAGGAGCAGGUCCGCAUGCUUGCGGCAGCCGACGCGGGAGAUCCCGAGCUGCCGAUGCCAUCGGCGGGCGGCCAGCGCAAGCGCAUGCUUCCGAUCUACUCCGCCGUCUGCCUCUCGUGCUGCCUUCUCGCGUCCUUUGCGCUCGCCGGACUCAGGGCGCGCUCCCGCCCCAAGUUCGGGGGGCAUGUGGGGCUCGAGGCGACCGGAGACGCCGAUGACAUCUGGGCGGCGGUCUCGGGGUCGUCGAUGAUCGAGCAGCUCCAGGAGCAGAUCGACGCGGCUUCGGGCGACGCCAAGGCCGCCCUCGAGGAGAAGCAGACCAAGCUGAAGGAGGACAUCCCAGACUGGGAGGAGAUCACGUCUGCGUACAGCGGCACUGACGCGUGGGACGAUAUCAAGGACUCGGCCAAGGUGGAGGCUCUCCAGGAGGCGGUGGCUGAGGCGCAGGCUUCGGGCUCAGACAAGCUCGACGACCUGCAGGAGGAGCUCAAGAGGGCGAUGGAAGCGGUGCCGUCCAUCAACGACACCAAGGAGAAAGCCGCUGCGGUUUGGCAGGAGAAGGCAGAGCAGCUUCCAGAUCUCGACGACGUCAGGGCACAUGCGCAGCAGCUAGCGGACGACAUGCAAGAUAGUGUCAGUGGCAUGCUGGACUCCGCAUGGGGUUCGAUGAAAAAGUGGUGGUGAUGCGUGCAUGCGCCGACUUGCGCUGGGCUGGUAGUCGCCCUAGCUUAGGAUCUGCAGCAGUGCUUGGGCCUGGGUCCAGUGGCAUAAUAUAUUCCCGCCUCCUUUGUCCUCCCUCCGCAUGAGGCUGAAUGAAACAAGUAAGAUCCAAACCAGUUCCUGGAGGAUCCUCCUUCUCCUACUUGUCCUUCUCCUCCUCUCAACUCAUCGUCGCCUCUUCCUUCUCAUGAUCGUGCGCCUUCCUGCUUCCAUUCCAGGGCUGGCCAGCAAGUGCUGCCCAGCAAGUAUGUGAGGGACCGUGGGCUUCUAUUCCGAGUGUGGUCACAGCACAACUUUACCGUAUUCGCUGCGCCUCUCGCAAGUUUGACCGCAUUUGUCCAUAUUCGGGCGCAGCUCGCACGCGCACCUUCGCGGAGAGAGCGCUCGAGCUGCGCCUUUUCUGUAGCAGGCCCCUGGCUGGAGGCCCGGAGGCGCUGGGUUCCGUGGCGAGCCUGCUCCACUCCCCUCUCCCUCCCUCCCUCCCUAUCCCUCCCUUCCCCUUCCUACCUCCCAUGGUGCUUCGGCCAUGCUGUGAUGGCUUGCAGUGGUCAGAUAUCAUAGUGUGUCCGUCGCCUUUGCGUAAAAACAUGUAGGCGUAAAAGCAUGUACGUGAUCGCUCUCUGUUCGGCCCGCGUUUUUCAACGCUUCGGUGUGCCUCAUGUUCAUACCAUUGGUGGGUAACUAUUUCAGAGGACCUGUAAACUUGUCACGACCUGGG
This is a messenger RNA of Prorocentrum cordatum, 1553 nucleotides long. Lineage: Eukaryota; Dinophyceae; Prorocentrales; Prorocentraceae. The record is from the annotation of a GenBank genome assembly.